Molecule: messenger RNA, 10608 nt
Organism: Anopheles darlingi
Lineage: Eukaryota; Metazoa; Arthropoda; Insecta; Diptera; Culicidae
Gene: fwd
Product: phosphatidylinositol 4-kinase beta
Exons: 13
Coding region: 2267-7819 (1850 amino acids)
Biological process (GO): phosphatidylinositol-mediated signaling; phosphatidylinositol phosphate biosynthetic process
Cellular component (GO): cytoplasm; membrane
Molecular function (GO): 1-phosphatidylinositol 4-kinase activity
Source: RefSeq, a predicted model, not a curated record
GCGAUGCGGAUCGUUUUCGUCGUCGUCCUGAUUGUUUGAUUAAAACUUUCUGUUUUAGCGGGUAUUGAAACGGAAAAAAACACCGUGCGUGAAAUUGUGCUAGUUGUUUGUGUGUUUGACAAAACUCUGCACUGAAAAACGACCGUCUUUUACAGUGAAGAAGGUAAAACCAAAAAUCCCUGAUAUCGAAUUGAAGCAGAAGGCCGUUUCCGCUGGUUUGUAGUGGUCCGUGAAUAAUCCGUGCACCGCCCCAUAAGAGGCCCCCCUCUCCCGUUGCACACGCAAGUACACGACCGUCCCGGGACUGCCGCAGUGUAUUUUCACAAAAAGUUACAUUUCCAAUGUUGUUUAAUGCCCGUUCGUUCGCUUUGAAAUAGGGAAACAGUGAACUGUGCUUCUGUACGUGCGUGUGCUGGUGUGUUUACGCACUGUUAUCGUGUUCCGUGUAGUGUGUGCGCGUGUUUAAAAAACCGAUAGAGAAAAGUGGUGCUCAGCUGCGAGUGAGUUUUGUGUGAACAUCAAACGUGUCCCGCAAAAAGGGGAACAGUGAAAUCAAAGUGCAUCGAGUGCAUGUGCACACCACUGAAGCAAGGAUCUAUUCCCCGAGGUUAUUGGCUGGCAGAAAUCGUUCUAUUCCUCUGUAAACAAAAGAUUUUUGGAAGCCGCCAUUAGCAACCUUUGGGGUUUAACGAAGCAAACCCCGCAAGUGAUCGCGUUGAGUAGGCUGUGGGGUCGCAGCAGCCCGCGCUUCACCAGCACGACACCGUCGAACGACGACGAAGACGCGAGGGCGACGAACGUGUCACGGUCACCGUCACCGUCACCGUCAGAUGGCAGCAGCCGCCGACGCUGACGCCGACGCCGCACAGUAACGUCGUCGCGCCGCGCUGAGGAGCAGUUAAUCACGAGACGUCUUUCGUGCCGGUCGUGUGUAGCAGAGUGGUGUGGUGGGUAGAGAGACCACCGUCGCCUCGUUCCCAAAUCGAUGAACGGUGGGUAGUGGUGGUGACACAGAAGCAGCAGUACCACCCCGGUGCGCUUCGUAAGAUGACGAAUCCCGGCGGUACCGCAACAAACAACGGCCAAACCCCGGAUGAUUUCAUCCUUCGUUCGUGAGUCCGUCGGCGUGUGAAGGUCGUCGAGUAUUCGUUGUUCGUGUUUUGAUUCCGCAGUGUGUGCAGCGGCAGCGAGUGUGAUCGUAACAACCAUCUGGGUGGCAUCCUUGUACUAAAGUGUACUAAAAAAAAAUAGGUGUAGUGUGUGAUUUUGGUUCGCAAUCCCCUGGGUGCAUUCGCUUCGUUUGUGAGAAAAGUGAAAAGCGCAGUAAAUUCGCUGCCUCCCGAUAAAAAAAUAGCCGAUAGUGUGGCAAAGAAAAAGAGAAAGAGAAAGUGCGGUGCCGCGGCCGGUCCGUGAUUUUCGGUGGUGGUCGUCCGUCCCGUUGUGUGAUUGAUUCGGCUCGGAGGAAGGGGGGGUUCGUGUUUUGGUUUGGUCGGAAAACGAAAUAUGAUGCAGAGCAGCGACACCGGUGAAAGUGUUGCCGCGAUUCUUCACGCCUUUGACCAGCACGACGACGGCGGCUGCCGGUAUCGGUUCCACCGGUGCCACCGUGGUUUAUCCGGUGUGUGACGCACCUAUCACCAGGGUUAUCUAUCUCCCGUCCCCCGGUGUAGUCCGGGGAAAAGUUGCAAAAUCGCAUUAGUGACGUGAGUGUGUGUGUGUUUGUGAGUGUGUUUACCGGUCUCGCGCCCGCGUUCCAAAACCGGUCCCCGUCAACUAACGCGCAGUAGUGUACUUCCUCGCCUCGAUUUCGCCGAUAUUACAACACACCACACAGCAGGCCAGACCAGUGUUGUUGCUGUUUGAGAGAGAGAAAGAUAAAUUAUACAAUAAUCUUGGCAGGCCAGUGAAAGACGCGGCUUACUGCGUCCCCCCAUUCCGUCCUUUCGCACGCGCGCGGCCACUCGGAAAGGAUGAAGAGCAAGAGGCCGAUCGGUGCCAUCGGGUGCGAUCGCUUCCUUCCUGUAGCAGCAGCAGCAGCGAGCAGCAGCGAAUGGCGCGUUUGCAUUUGAAGAGAAAGAGAGAGAGAGUGAAAGUAGUGUUUUAUUGAUGCAUUCCCGCACCUGCACCCGCUCACCAUCAUCCUCUAUCGUGCAAUCAUCAGCAUAUUAGGUUAAGCGUGAAGAAAAAAUAGUAAACGUAGUAGGAGCCGUAGGUUAAAAAGCAACCAACAGGAAGGAUACCGAAGAUCCACUGAUUUGCAGCCAAGAUGAAUUCCGUCUUUUCUGCAUUUAAAUCCUCAUCGAGUGGUGUCGGUACGGCGUCAUCGCCCUCGUUGGUGUCACCGACUACCGAUGCCAACGGCACCGGUGUUGCGGCUGCGGUCAAGAUGAACGGAAGCAUCAGCACCAGCAGCAGCAGCAGCAGCAGCAGCAACAACAAACAUGAACCGACCAGCGUGGCAACGAGCAACGGAGUUGCAAAUUGUCCCAAGCCACCGACGACGAAGCUGCUGCUGAACCUGAAAACGCACCGCCCACCGGUAACGGACCAUCCGCCGAGCGGAAGCUACGAAAAGUUGCGCCACAUCCGCGAGAUCAGCAACCCGGUCGCGUUGGACCAUGGCGUAGUGGUGGUCGAUGCGGUACCACCGAGCGACAGCUCCAUCACGACCACACCGGUGCAGAGCCCCUCGGCAUCGGAAGCGCCGUCGAUCGGUCCGCCGACGAGCAUAAACGGGCACCACGAGCAUAACACCAGCUGCGCCAAUGGUGGUAGUAGUGGUGCCAUUGCUGCAACGCGAAUCAUCGGCAUCGAUCAGGUCGAUUGCCAUCCACAUCAUCAUCAGCAGCAGCACCAGCAGCAGCACCGUCCAUUGCACCAUCCGCAUCUACCGCAACUACCUUCCCCCGCGCUCGGCACUAACGGUGGCAGCAAAGCGGCUGACACGGUGGCAACCAGCCUCACCACAGCAGCACCGGCCGUACUGGCCAUCAAACCACCCUCCGGUGCGUCAUCGUCAUCGGUGGUAGCGUCCAGCGCGUCCACCACGAGUGCCACGGUGUCCGGGUGUCCUGGUAGUAGCAGUAGCGCUGCUACCAACAUCAGCAGCAGCAGCAGCAGCAGCACGACACUCUCCAGUGGCGUGGGACUGUCCAGUUCUUCGCUGCCACCGUCACGAUUCCAUAAGCCAAGGCUUAGUCUGAGCAAUAGCAGCGGUGGCGGUGGCACCAGCGGUACUGGUGGCAACUGUGGCGGCAGCCUAAGCACCACCAGCAUGCCAUCGGUACACGGCCGAACGGGUCCAAGCGGGGGUGCCGGCACUGGUGGCGCCGGCUCAUCUGGUAUGCCCCCACCAAAGACGAGACUUUCAACGCACCAAAGGAAUCUUAGUUUAGAUUUUAGAUCAAUGGGAAUUCUAUUACCUCCAGUUUCGCAAGUGACCAACACGCGCAUCAACAUGACACAGCAUCAUCGGAAUCGCAGUCUGGACAGUGCUCUACAACGAAUACCGGAGGUUGAAGUGUCCUCACCAAGUGCGGAAUCAGAAAACACGCUCCACUGUACGAACGCCAUCCUGAGCGGAACGAUGUGCAGCAAGAUCAUCCAAUCCUCAUCGUCCACCAAUCCGACCAACACGCCCAACAUUACCGGUAGGGGGAGCAAGCUGCAGGGAGCUGCUGAAAGUAUGGGCAGCAGUAGUAAAGGAGGAAGGCCGACGAUCAAUGGCUGCUCGAGUGCUGGAGGUGGAUCGCUGCCGGCCUCAACCGAUAGGACAAUCGCUGAACGACAGCAACAGCAGCAGCUAAUGGGAAAGAUGGAACUGCUUGAGCAAGGGAUUGGUGCAGCAUCCCGUACACUGAAGGGUACACAUUUAGGUGACGUGGAAUCAUCGUUGUCGAGUGCCAAGGAAAGUGAAAGCAAAAAGCGUGAGGAUCUGACGAGUCUGGGGUCGGAUGAUUCUGGUAUCAUCUGUGGCUCGGAGCCGGACCAUACAUCACUUACGCGCAUUCGUCGUUCGAGGGAAAGCCUCGAUUCUGGCGAGAUCGAUCCGUCCGAGGAGGAGUGUAUCGAGAUACUGGAAACGACAUCGAUGGACGAAGAGUACCGCAUGCUGCAGUCCGAUCUGUGCUUCUAUCCAACCACAGUGGAAGGUUGCAAUAAUAAUAACAACAACGAUGCAAAAGCUACCACCGAUGAGCUUGGUAGUGGCGAUCAGCUCCAUCACCACCAGAACCACCACCAAGCGACGGUAACUGCUGCUUCAGCCGACGCAAUCAGCGAUAAGGUUCGCUACCGGCAACGGAAUAUGACCCGUGCAGCGAUCAUGCUCGAAACACUAUUCGUUCCGAUCGAUUACGAGGACAAUGUACCGACGAUUACGACGCGCGCCAAUGAUGACGGCGGUGAGGGAGAGGGUGAUGAUGAUCAGGAUGUUGUGGACGCACCGACGCCCAUCAUCGGCGAAGGAAAGUCCUUGACCACGCCAACCAACGCACCGAUUCCCGAUUUUUUGCCAUCCAAUACCACCAUCACCACCAACAACAACACCUCAACAGUGCCAACAGCGGGAGCUGAGCAUGAGGGUGUCAGCCCCAUCAGCAGCAGCGCCAGCAACACGACAGUUGCCAAUAACGCAAGUGGCACAAGUCAAAAAUCGACCAACAAUGACCAACAGCAGCCGCAACAGUCGAAGGCGGACCAAAAGAAUGAAGUGAUCUUUCGGAACUUCUUCGGUGCUACGAAGAAUGCCAUCUUCCGCACGGCACAGAGCAUCAUCGAUAAUCAUGAGAAGAAGCACGCAAAGAAUCGAGAGAAACAGAGCAGCACAACGGCGGAAGAUUGUGCUGCUGGAGGUGCCAGCGUGACAACGACGACGGGAUCGACCGGAACAGCGAACAGCUUAGGUACCUCGAUCAUCAAAUCGCCUACGGAAGCGAUUCGGAGGCGCGAAUUUGGCAGCAUGUUCGGAUCGCGUACGAAGCACCACCAACAGCAGCAGCAACAACAACAGCUUCAAAGCCCAACACCAGCACCAGCGGUUCCAGCGGUUACUGAAAUAGAUCAUCCAGAAUCGCCAUGCGAUAAAAUGCUGCUAGCAGCACCGAAAGCAUCACUAUCGAAAUCAUCCUCGACUGCUUCUCUGAAGGUGGUGCCGGGAGUAGCAGUAGCUACUACGAGUACGGGAUCAUCCUCUACGACAACGGCAGGACCAGCGUGCAACAACAGCAGUGCGGCAUCUCGUGACGAAUCGCAAAUACGGUCGGAACGUGCCGGACAGAGUGGACUGUUGCGAUUCUUUGAAUCGCCCGUCUUUAACAUCCACUUCGCCGUGCACUAUCUGUUCUACUCGAAGGAACCGGGUGUGCUGAGCUUCAUCGGAAACAAGAUUUUCAGCUUCCCCAACGGUGAGGUUGAUCUGUACAUUCCUCAGCUGAUGGUCAUGUACAUGCAGAUCGAAGAGCUGUCUGAGGUACUGGAUCCUUACCUGGUGUACCGGUGCCGCCAGUCGGUGGACUUUUCGCUGAAAUGUGUCUGGUUGCUGGAGGCGUAUAACUUUAAUAUGGAGAUGCUGAGUGCCGGCGGAAGCAACGGCAUUCGCAAGCAUCUAACCCUACUCCGAGAGCUGUACCCCAAGCGGGAACGCGUGAAGACAGGCACUCAAAAUCAGCAGUCCUCCUAUCAACGGCUCACCGAGCAACAGCAGCAGCAGCAGCAGCAGCAUCAACGGGAUCAUGAUGGUACCAGUGCAACAACGAUAAACUCUCUGAACCUUCCGGCGCUGACGGCGGUUCGAAAGACGCACCAUCGAUCGCAAUCCGACGCGACUGGUAUGAUGGGCGGUAUGAUGUCGGUAAAUCCGAAGUUGCUUUACAGUCAACCACCUUCGACGGUGGCACCAGUAGCCGGACCAGCAGGACAUCUGCCUCACCUCGCGAGUAGUGUACUACAUGCACCUCACCAUCCGAUCAUUGGCAGCGGUAGCAGUAGUAGGCCCGUUUGCCUGGGCGAUCUAUCGACCGGGCGUGCCUUCGAUAAUGGGUGCGUGUGCUUUGAGUCAGUCCGAGGAACGGUGAACGAUCUGCUCGGCCAACAGACGGUCUGCUCCUGCGGUGCUCCGAAGCUAGCACCGGAGAAGGAGUUCAUGAAAUCGUUGAUCGAUAUCGGCAAGAUGCUGACCUGCCUGCAGACAAAGAUCGAGAAGACGAGCCGGCUGCGGAUACUGUUGAAUUUGAUCAACAAGAAUCUGCCGGCGCGCGUGUGGCUACCGCUACACUCGGAAGCUCUGCCACAUCAUGUGGUGCGCAUUACCGAGGAGAAGACGGCCGUGCUCAACUCGAAAGACAAAACCCCCUACAUCAUCUACGUGGAGGUGGUCGAGGUGCAGGAUAUCUACACCUCGCCCGUCAUCCCAAAACUCAUGCCCACGCUGCGGCACACGAAAAGCGAGGAACGGCUCGACAGCUCCACCAUUGUGACGACGGGCGGAAGUAGUGUUGUCGGUUCUCGCGAACACUCAAAGACUGAUAGCCAAACGAUUGGCGAGACGGUAACGACUCCGUCGACAGUAGUAACAGGCGCUGCACCAGCAGCAGUAGCACCCACUGGUUCUUCCCUUUCUACAUCGUCGGUACGGCGACCGAACAAACUGUCCGAAUGCUCGGUAGACUUUGGAACGACUGGUAGCGUUAGUGGAGGGUGUAUGGAACUUGGGCUGACCGAGGACGAUGUGUGGUCGCAGGAAGAUGACGAGAUCACCGCCCAGUACCUGAGUCUCACCAAGAUGUCCACUGACCGUGAUACGAUAUCGCAGUUCUCCAUCGAUUCUUACGACUCCCGGGAACACCAUACUCCAACGCUGUUCAAUAUCGGGGAGGUGAAGAAGCGUCACUGUGCCAAUCUGAACUCGGAGAACGCGAAACCGUUUAGCAACGAUCCGUCGGAUCCUUCUGCCGCCGCGCUAAAGGAACCUUGGCACGAGAAAGAGAAACAGAUUCGCGAAUCCUCACCGUACGGUCACCUGCAAAACUGGAGGCUUCUGUCGGCCAUCGUUAAAUGUGGCGACGAUCUACGGCAGGAGCUGAUGGCGACUCAGCUGUUGCAGAUGUUCAAGCUGAUCUGGGAUGAAGAGAAGGUGGACCUCUGGGUGCGACCGUACCGGAUCGUGUGUCUAUCGAACGACUCGGGGCUGAUCGAAACGAUCGUCAAUACCGUCUCGCUGCACCAGAUCAAGAAGAACUCCAACAAAAGCCUCAAGGAUUACUUCAUCGAUGAGUACGGCGAAAUCGAGACGGAAGCGUUCCAGCGGGCCCAGCGUAAUUUUAUGCAGUCCUGCGCGGCAUACUGUUUGAUAUCGUAUCUCCUGCAGGUCAAGGAUCGCCACAAUGGGAACAUUCUGCUUCACUCGGACGGUCAUUUGAUUCACAUCGAUUUCGGUUUCAUUUUGAGCAUUUCGCCCAAAAACCUCGGUUUCGAGCAGUCACCCUUUAAGCUAACGCCCGAGUUUGUCGAUGUGAUGGGUGGUCCCGAAUCGGAGCUGUACAGUGAGUUCAAGUAUCUGCUACUGGAUGGUUUGAAGGCCGCACGCAAACAUAUGGAUCGCAUCAUCAAUAUUGUGGAAAUAAUGCGAAGUAGUUCGCAGCUGCCGUGCUUCAAGAACGGUUGCUCCGGUACGGUGCGCAAUUUGCGCAAUCGCUUCCACAUGAACCUAACCGAGCAAGAGCUGGAGCGUAAGGUCGAGCAGCUGAUACAGGACUCGCUGAACUCGCUCUCAACCAAGCUGUACGAUGGCUACCAGUACAUCACGAAUGGCAUUUUGUGAGAGCGAUUCUACAUGAAAAUCUAAGCAAGCGCAGAAGGCGACGAUACAUAAAAAAAAGUACAAAUCUCGACCGGUGACCCCGCUGUGCGGAUGGGAUACAGCAUUUUCCUCCAUAUUGGCAUUGCGUGAUCUUGAAGGGGGUAACAGCUCUAUUGCUUUAAAAUAAUUCUUCUCAAUAUCUCUUUCCUGCAUUCGUUAAAACUAUUAUUUUGUGUUUAUUUACUCGGGAAUACAAACAAGCAAAAACAUUUCAUCUCGGAUGUGUUCUAGUGGGUGCAAGAUGUCUUCUUGUGUUGUGCAAUGGCAACAACUUAACGCAAUGCAACCGCAAACCAUGGCUAACCUUUACCGUCGUUAGGUCUUGUUAGGUUUGUAGAAUGGUGAAAUGGUAUCGGUGAACGGUAGCGGUAGGUGAUGAAAAGUAGGCUAGAGAACGUAUACUGAAUUCAAUCGCUAGCGAGCCGGCGAGGACCUCAUUUUUGGUCAGAAAAGUUCGGAACACAGACACAGUGGGAAGCAAGUAAAUUACUAAACACUAGCUAGCUUUUUGUAUAAGAGAAGUAGAGUUUUUAAUCUUUAAAAACAAAAACUUGAAAUCACGUUUCAUCUCAUGUUAGAGCUUAAUACUUGCAGCAGCAGCAGCAGCAGCAGCAUCAGCAGCAGCAGGCGUAAUGGAUGUACAUACUAGCAGCUCUUUCAACCUAGCGAAUAGAGAUGAAAGGAAAGAGUGAAGUUAUGAUAAGUGGAGUUUGGGUUCCCAAGCAAGCAUCAUAUUCUCAUCCACCAUACCUUUUUCACAUUACCACAGUCGUCCGUGUUCUUCGUUGCAAAAGUACAGACAUAAAGCAGCAGUGCGUCGAUAGUUUCGUAAUAGAUAACUCAUUAGUAAUAAGACGAAGCGAAACGCAAGUAAACACAAGAAAUCAAAAUGAAAUCGAGCAGGGUAUCCCCCGGCGCCGGGCGCUUAGUGCGCUUACACAGGCAGACAAAGAAAGACGAGGAAUGUGCGAAAGAAGACAUGUGUUGCUUAAGAAGAAGGAUAAGUGUUGAGAGCCAAAUUGAGGGUAAACGUUAUGAAAGCUGCUUGUUACGUUAGGUUUUCGUUUACCGUGCCCUCUUCCUCGCUUUCCCUCGGUGUGUGUUUGUAAAACAAAGGUAUGUUUCUAAGAGCUCGGUGAAAAGGUUAUGGUUGACAGAAGUGAAUAGUGUAUGAGGUUGGCACGUUCUAUCUAUAAAGUGUUUUUCCACCCCUCUCAAUAUAGGCUAGACAGAAGGUAAAGUGUAAAAGCAGAGGAUAACUGAACGCCGAGCGAUCAUCACUGAGAGAUCGCCUAAGAGUAAACAGAGAGACGAAGAAGUGGAAGCUGUAAGUUUCAAACUAAAUUGUAAAAAGCAGUAGCUAAAUGGGAUUUAAAUGAAUCUAAAACAAAGAGUACAUGAUAGAAGGGUGGCUCAGGGUAGAGGAGAGGGAAUUACACCAAUUGCAAUUCGAUUGCGAGUGAGAAAGAGAGACUAUUGAGAAACAGCCGGGCAAACACUCUUUCUAGCACUUCUACCUUUUCUCUCAAUCCCUUUAAGUGAAAAACGCAAACAAAAGUCACAUUUUAUGGCCCAACACAACACAGAACCAAAUACUCAAUGUUCGGAAUGAAGAAUGAGCUGUGUAGGGGAACGGUUACACCACUACUGGGGAUAAGUUGGGAACGUAUUUUUCGGGGUGUUUUCUUUUGGAUUUAAUUUCAACGGUGCGUUUCGGUGUUUCGGUUCAGCAUCAUUACCAUUUGUCAAUCCUUAGCCUAUGUUACAUUGCCAUGUGCUAUAUAUAUAUAAGUAUAUAUAUAUAUGUACAUGUAUAAGAGAUACUCCGUAUUGCGCAUGCAUUACAUGUAAAUUGAUCGGAAGACGAACCCUUACUGUAAAUCGUACGUUCCGUGUUGUUAACUUUGUAAUCCUGGAUACGCGGACGCUUACAUCCCUUACUACUCUUUGGGUUUUAUUUUAUCCUUUCCUCUCUCGUGUGUCGUCACCUUAAGGAAUGGUUGAUACGAAUGAGGUAGCCCUGGUGAUGGGCCCUGCUUCGCCGCAUCACUGUACAAUGUGUACUCAAGUCACGCCGGAAGGAAGAGAGUGGGCAAGGUAAAAAAAAAGAACAAAAAAGAAGAAUCGUAACUAUAACAAGUAUCUUACAAAACCUAUUGUAUAAAUCAGAACUAGCUGAAGAUCAAAGCAAAUAAAAAUUUAAAAAAACACGAGUAAGGCAAUGAGGAAGGGUAAUGCGGUCUUCUCCAGGAUUCGCCCGUAAUACCUGUCGAUUUGAGCGAUCUGAGUAGCCUGUGCCUCCUGUGCAGGCUGAGAGAAAAGCAAAAGGAGGUGAAACUUCCCGCCACACAACACGGAAAGUAAUGUGAAAAGUAGCUAAGAUUAUUAUUAAUGCUAUUAAUCUAUUACAUUUAAUAUUAUAUUAUAAUACUAUUACCUACUGCUACCUACCUACUAUCAAAGGUUCGUCAUUGUACGUAGUCGGUAGUGCGGCCGUGCGAAGAAGACGAUGAUACUGACGCAAGGGGCAAAAGGACCCCCCCACUACACAGAAGAAGCUUGUGUAAGCAAGCUGUGCUAAAGGGAAACACCCUAAUUAGAUAAAGUGUAGCAAUGUGUAAAACCGUGGGAGGAGAACACUAAACGAAAGCCAAGGAGCGAGACAGGAGAAAACAAGCGGAGCAACGUGGAAAGGCAAACAUUUUGUCGUCAAAAUUUGAAUAUAAGUUAAAACAAAACACACAAAUGUA